Vicia villosa (hairy vetch) is the source of this 1338-nucleotide messenger RNA. RefSeq lists its product as uncharacterized. The record is from RefSeq and is a predicted model, not a curated record. The transcript has a single exon. The coding region runs from base 1 to 1338 and encodes 445 amino acids. NCBI's taxonomy places the organism in Eukaryota, Viridiplantae, Streptophyta, Magnoliopsida, Fabales, Fabaceae.
AUGGCGGUUGAGAAUGACCUAAUUUUCUCCACCGCCCUCUGCGCCGUUCCGCCGCGGUUUCGCCUUCCUUCAGCUGCGUUUUACAUGGAGAUCCAGGAUUUGUUCCCAGAAACUAGAGAUGGAAACACAAAAAUCCCAAACAACCCUAAAACAGUAAGUCAACCCAAACCUCCCACAAAAGAGACAAACACACAGAAAGCAAGAUCAUUUGCACAAGCUCUCACAGGGGUCUGCGACAUCCCUCUAUCACAACUUCCCAAUCCGGUAAUCAAAGGGGACAGACCCUCCAUUACAAUUCCUGAAGAAGAAUAUGAAGCAGGCAUUGCAGAAUGCAAAAACAACCUUCAUGGUAGAGUUUUAUGGCAAAAGGGAUCUACACCGCUUACGGUAGCUGCGUUAAAAGAUAAACUGGCUCUUUCUUGGUCUGAGGUUAAGAACUGGGGUAUGUUAUCUUUAGGAAAGGGAUACUACGAAUUUAAUUUUGCAAGCCCGGAAGAUAUGAGAAGGGUCAGAGCAUUUGGGGCCAUCAACCUUAAUCCAGGUUCUUUGAAACUUUUUGCGUGGACAAAGGACUUCAAUCCCUCACUCCAAUGUAACACUUCAGCACAGGUUUGGAUACGUCUUUUCAGUCUGUCACAGGAAUAUUGGAGACCCAGAAUUGAGUUUGCUAUUGCCAGUUGUGUGGGAACACCGAUCUGCAUCGAUGCUGCAUCUUCCAAGUCAAGAGUAGAUCGUACCUUUGGCCAAUUUGUGAGAGUUUUAGUUGACAUGGAUCUAACAAAAACUCUAAAUCAUAAUGUCCUGGUUGAAAGAACGGGUUUUGCGUUCUUUGCGGAUAUAGAAUACGAAAACAUUCCACCUUUUUGUGAGCACUGCAAGAAGUUAGGACAUGUUAGACAAGACUGCAAAUCAAUGAUGAAGCAAACGAAUACUUCAGCCCCGAGAACAAAAUCCAUCUACAUCCAGAAAAAUAGCACAAGCAAUACUGAUACUGUGGAGGUUCCUGACACGGUUUUGAGAGGAGAGGCUCACCCAAGCUUGGAAACCAUUGUUAACGCGGAUCCCAUCAUAGUACCUAACCCCCUGAAUUUCAUUUCUCAACCAGAUCCAGAAACUUCGGCUUCUGAGUUUGUGGAUGCUUCUCAAGUGUUAGAGACUCAAGUAGAUAAUUUUCUUCACAACUCCUGGGCAGAUCUUGCAAACAUGGAGGAAGAACCGGGAGAUACGGAGGGUGCUUUUACAAAUGCAGUAUCAAUAAUAAAGAAGAAACAAGCAGCGAGAAAUAAGGCGAAGCGUGCCUCUAGGUCUCAAGCAGGACCUGCUCUGUCUCUCCCAUGA